Messenger RNA from Diversispora eburnea, 1182 nucleotides. The record is from the annotation of a GenBank genome assembly. NCBI's taxonomy places the organism in Eukaryota, Fungi, Glomeromycota, Glomeromycetes, Diversisporales, Diversisporaceae.
AUGAGCUCUUCAGGCUCGAAUCUUUCUACCAAAGGUGCGACUGUAGUCUUGGGCUCUCAAUGGGGUGAUGAAGGAAAAGGUAAAUUAGUUGAUGUGUUGGCACAAGAAGCUGAUAUUUGUGCACGUUGCGCUGGUGGAAACAAUGCCGGACAUACCAUUGUUGUGAAUGAUGUUAAAUACGAUUUCCACCUUAUUCCAUCAGUAGUCAUUCACGUUCCAUCAUUUUUUGAGGAAUUGGAAAAAUUAGAAGCAAAAGUUUUUGAUUUUCAUCAAAUUGUUGAUGGCUUAAAAGAAGUUGAAUUAGGCCGUGCAAGUAUUGGCACAACGAAGAAGGGUAUUGGUCCAGCAUAUUCAUCAAAAGCUUCGCGUUCUGGUCUACGAGUUCAUCAUUUGUCAAACAUUGAGGUUUUCGCAGAAAAUUUUCGUCAAUUAGUAACAAAUAGGAUAAAACGAUACGGAAAUUUUGAAUAUGAUGUUGAAGCAGAAAUUGAACGUUACAAGCACUUGGCUAUACGUAUUAAACCCUACGUUGUUGAUAGUGUGGUUUUCAUGCAUAAAUUUAUAAAUUUAAAUAAAAAGAUUCUUGUUGAAGGUGCCAAUGCAUUAAUGCUUGAUCUUGACUUUGGUACUUAUCCAUUUGUAACAAGUUCAAACACUACUGUUGGAGGAGUUAUUACCGGGUUAGGUAUUCCUCCCUCUAAAAUUGACAAAGUUAUAGGUGUAGUUAAAGCUUACACAACUAGAGUGGGUGCUGGUCCAUUCCCUACUGAACUUCGUGAUGUAAGAGAAUACUUACAAAAAUUUGGAUCUGAAAUUGGUACUACUACCAGACGAUUGCGUCGAUGUGGAUGGCUCGAUCUUGUAGUUCUAAAGUAUUCAACCAUGAUUAAUGGUUAUACAAGCUUGAAUCUUACUAAACUUGAUGUAUUAGACCAGCUUCCAGAAUUGAAGGUUGCCACAGCGUAUCUUUUAGAUGGAAAACCUUUGGAUAGUUUUCCAGCCGAUUUAGAUAUUCUUGGAAAAGUUACUGUGCAAUAUAAAACAUUACCGGGUUGGAAAAUCGAUAUUUCUAAAUGUCGCAGGCUUUCCGAUUUACCCGAAAACGCGCGAAAUUAUGUGAAAAUGGUUGAGGAUUAUUUAAAUGUUCCUAUUUUCGUCAAAGUAAAUGAAAGUUUAAUAUAG